Messenger RNA from Scatophagus argus, 2235 nucleotides. RefSeq names its product UDP-glucuronosyltransferase 2A2-like. Gene Ontology annotation, molecular function: UDP-glycosyltransferase activity. The transcript is spliced from 2 exons. The record is from RefSeq and is a predicted model, not a curated record. Bases 314 to 1891 code for a protein of 525 amino acids. Lineage: Eukaryota; Metazoa; Chordata; Actinopteri; Scatophagidae.
CAGUAACUCCUUCCUGGUUACAUUGCACCUCCGUCUCUUGCACUGUGAGGACUUUUGCAACAAUUGUCUUGGGGGUGGGACAAAAGAAACCCGGAAGUAUUUUAUAGUCACACUGAGCUGAGUUUAGCUCUUUACCGUUCUGCUUUGUUUUGUUUGGGGCUGUUAACUGUGUGAGGGUUUGCUGACAGGAGAGCCAGGAAGGUUUUCACAGCAAACUUGACAUUUAAGGAUUUUGUUUUUGACUUCUGAGAAGGACUAAGUGAUCUUUGAGAGAGUUAUAAGCGGCUAUUGCACUGUUAGAGAAGACUUGAAGAUGUUUGUAUCAUUGGCUACCGUCAUCUCUCUUUUGGCUGUCAUUGCUCCAGCUGCCCAUGGUGGGAAUGUUCUGGUAUUUCCUCAUGAUGGCAGCCACUGGGUGAACAUGAGGGUACUUGUUGAGGAGCUACACUCACAGGGACACACUGUGACUGUGAUUCGGGCUGCAGACAGCUGGUACAUCAGUGAAACGUCUCCACAUUACAGCACCAUCACCGUUGAUAUUGCUGCUAGUGGAAAUGAGGAUUUUUUUCGUCUUUUUGUCGCUGAAGUUAUUCACAUUAAAAGAAGCAAGGGAUCCGUCUGGGCCCGUUUUGCUUUAGACAUGGAGCUGAAAAACAAGUUCUAUGAAUUACACAGGAAAAUCUGUGAAGUAGUCAAAUACAUAUUUGAAAAUAAAGAGCUAAUGAAGUCAUUUCAAGAUGGCAAGUAUGAUGUGGUUUUGACAGACCCUGCUAACGGAGGAGGAGUAAUGCUGGCUCACUACCUGGGACUGCCGUUAGUGUUUAAUGCUCGAUGGACGGUUCAUGGCGAAGCACAUUUUGCUAUUGCACCCUCUCCACUUUCCUAUGUCCCACUUCCACCGUCAGAAUUAACAGAUGAAAUGACUUUCUUUGACAGGAUCAGAAACGUAGUUUUUUACAUCAUGAGGAUGCAUCUGUACAAGCAGGUAGUUGGGCCACAUUAUUCUGCAUUGUCCAGCCACUACUUUGGCCCUGAUGUGGACUACUUCUCCAUGUUUCAAGCAGCAGACAUCUGGCUCAUGAGGGUGGACUUCGUAUUUGAAUUCCCUCGUCCCACCAUGCCUAAUGUUGUCUAUAUGGGAGGGUUCCAGUGUAAACCUGCAAAACCUCUUCCCCAACACUUGGAAGACUUUGUGCAGAGUUCUGGAGAGCACGGAGUCAUCAUCAUGUCUCUGGGAACUUUGAUUGGAGAGCUUCCCCAUGACCUAGCUGAUGAGAUUGCAGCAGCUUUUUCCAAACUACCUCAGAAAGUCAUUUGGAGAUAUAAAGGUGACAGACCAGCCACUCUGGGAAACAACACUUUACUAGUGGACUGGAUGCCACAGAAUGACCUCCUGGGACAUCCAAAUAUUAAACUAUUUAUCAGUCAUGGAGGAACAAAUGGAAUAUAUGAGGCUAUUUAUCAUGGAGUUCCAAUUGUAGGUAUUCCCAUUGUGUUUGAUCAAGCCGACAACCUCUCCAGACUGAGGGCAAAGGGCGUUGCAAAGGUUAUGGAUAUUUCUGAGUUGGACAGGGAAAUAUUUCGGAGGGCCAUACAGGAAGUUCUGCAUGAGCCCUCGUACACGAUGAACAUGCAGAGACUCUCCAAGCUGCACAGAGAUCAGCCAAUGAAGCCGCUGGACAAGGCCAUCUUCUGGAUAGAGUUUGUCAUGAGACACAAAGGAGCAGCUCACCUGAGAACAGAGUCGUACAGACUGCCCUGGUAUUCCUACUACUCUGUAGAUGUGAUGUUAUUUUUACUAACAAUGGCUCUACUUAUUUUAUUAGUUUUUGUUGGGUUAAUAUGGUCAUGCUUUAGAUUGUGUUUGAAAAGAAAAGUGAAAUCUGACUAAUCAGGAGAGGUUGAUUGAUCAUUUUCAUAUUGCUAAAUAUGUUUGUAUGUAAAGGCUGUGAACGGCUGAAUAUUGAAAGGAGUAUGGGGAUGAGGGAAUGAGCAUCAGCAAUCAACUAUCUUUCUCCAGAACUGCUCACGCAACCGUUAAAGGAAAGAUCCUAAAAAAUAAAAAACCAGCUUGCCCUUGCCCUGCUGAAAGGCAAACCUUUUAAGAGAUACAGCUUUUAAAGAAGGCACUGAUGAUGUCAAAGUGACAUUAAAAAAGAACAACUGUAAUGAGUGUGAAAAUAACACGUGUAUUACUCUGAAUAAAAUGCCAACAGCGAAUGUUUCUCCAUAAAA